Messenger RNA from Anthostomella pinea, 240 nucleotides. NCBI's taxonomy places the organism in Eukaryota, Fungi, Ascomycota, Sordariomycetes, Xylariales, Xylariaceae. The record is from the annotation of a GenBank genome assembly.
AUGCUUUUCUCAAUCCUCGCCUCCGCCUUGGUGGCCCUGGGAACCCAGGUCAUCGCCAUCCCCUUGACGCCCCCGGAAGGCCUCCACCACGUCGACUGCCCCGACUACGACACGUACCAGACGUUCUUGACGUGCUACAGCCAAGCCGUAGUCCAUAACUGCGGAGGACUGAUCGGUAACCCGGUCAUCGCGUGCAAGCUCAAGUGGGGCACGUCGUGCGGAAAUUAUACUGUUGCAUGA